AUGGAUGACAGAAUAUCAAGGUUACCUCAUGGCCGAGGAAUUCAGCCGCAGUCUAUGAUAUGUGUUGAUAAAGAUGCUGAAUCUAUUCCAGGAAGUGCUGCUAGCACUAAUGGUGCUUUAUUCUAUCAAGUCCAAGCUCAAUGUAAUGGUCUACUUUGUCCUCCAUAUGGACAAGGAGAAGGAGUUAGCCUGUGUGAAAAAGGAGAUUUGUCUGGAGUAGAAGAUGCUCUCUUAACAGGAGCCAAUGUAAAUGCUAUGUCUUUGGAGGGAUUGACUCCAGUUAUGUUAGCUGCAAGAAAGGGCCACAAAGAUGUGAUUUCAAUUUUAAUACAGAGAGGAGCUAAUCUAAACCUUGUUGAUCCAGAGGGAUUGACUCCAGUUAUGUUAGCUGCAAGAAAUGGCCACAAAGAUGUGAUUUCAAUUUUAAUACAGAGAGGAGCUAAUCUAAACCUUGUUGAUCCAAAGGGGUCAAGUCCAGUUAUGUUAGCUGCAAGAAAUGGCCACAAAGAUGUGAUUUCAAUUUUAAUACAGAGAGGAGCUAAUCUAAACCUUGUUGAUCCAGGUGGAUUGACUCCAGUUAUGUUAGCUGCAAGAAAUGGCCACAAAGAUGUGAUUUCAAUUUUAAUACAGAGAGGAGCUAAUCUAAACCUUGUUGAUCCAAAGGGAUUGACUCCAGUUAUGUUAGCUGCAAGAAAUGGCCACAAAGAUGUGAUUUCAAUUUUAAUACAGAGAGGAGCUAAUCUAAACCUUGUUGAUCCAGAGGGAUUGACUCCAGUUAUGUUAGCUGCAAGAAAGGGCCACAAAGAUGUGAUUUCAAUUUUAAUACAGAGAGGAGCUAAUCUAAACCUUGUUGAUUCAGGUGGAUUGACUCCAGUUAUGUUAGCUGCAAGUGAGGGCCACAAAGAUGUGAUUUCAAUUUUAAUACAGAGAGGAGCUAAUCUAAACCUUGUUGAUCCAUUGUGGGGAUUUGAGACAGUAGACUCUCAGAACGACUCCAAACUGAGUAAAGUGAAAGAGAUAGUGAGACAGAAGGAAGCUGUUCAUGGACAGCAGGUACUCCUCAAAACCAAAUCAAUGAAGGCAGAGUCUGAUAUUGAAUCUGUUCAGAAAAUGUGGCAAAAGGAAGACCAAUCAGUAUGCACGCUACUUCAAGAAAACAAUGUGGACAUUGUGGAAGAGACCUACACAGCAGAGAUAAAUGUCCUGCCAAAGAUCCCACAUGCUAAAAAUAUCACAAAUAGGGACAUUAUAGUGGUCAAUGUCGCCUAUAUCUGA
Messenger RNA from Gigantopelta aegis, 1275 nucleotides. Its product is annotated as ankyrin repeat domain-containing protein 50-like. Gene Ontology annotation, molecular function: protein binding. NCBI's taxonomy places the organism in Eukaryota, Metazoa, Mollusca, Gastropoda, Neomphalida, Peltospiridae. Bases 1 to 1275 code for a protein of 424 amino acids. The transcript has 10 exons. The record is from RefSeq and is a predicted model, not a curated record.